Neltuma alba is the source of this 1424-nucleotide messenger RNA. RefSeq names its product protein sym-1. The transcript is spliced from 7 exons. The coding region runs from base 48 to 959 and encodes 303 amino acids. The record is from RefSeq and is a predicted model, not a curated record. Lineage: Eukaryota; Viridiplantae; Streptophyta; Magnoliopsida; Fabales; Fabaceae. Gene Ontology annotation, cellular component: membrane; cytoplasm.
AGACAUCAACCGAAAAACCUGCGAAAACCCUCUCGUCCGGAGCAGGGAUGGUGUACAGCACAGCUGCUCCAGGGGUAACCCAAAAGUCUCUACUAUUUUAUCGUGCCGUGAAAUUCUCACGGGGACCCCUUUCACAUUUCCGCCAUCAGGGUCAUCUUCCGGUAACUCCAAUUGGAACGAAUGCGGUUCGAAGCAACUCAGGCCACCUACACUAUUAUCCUCUGAACUGUAGCCAUGCAGCAGUGUUUAGGGGCCUGCGUUCCUCUGGGGCGGGAUUUAACCACGUAGGUUCCGAUCAUUUUCGGGUUUCGGCCGUGGCGGAUGAUGGUUCUGGUGGACAUGGGGGUGCUGGAAGUGGGAAUUCCGGCGGGAGUGGUGGAGGCAGCGGCGGCAGAAGCGAUGGACCGGGCGGUGGAGGAGAAAAGUGGUCCUUGUUGUCAUGGUACAUGGCUCUUCUUGGAAAAUAUCCUAUUGCAGUCAAAGCUAUAACAUCUGCACUCUUGACAUUAAUUGGUGAUUUGAUUUGUCAGCUUGUGAUAGAUCAAGUUCCGUCACUGGAUAGCAAGAGGACACUCCUCUUUACUCUAUUGGGUUUUGUGUUAGUGGGUCCGACGUUGCAUUUAUGGUACUUGUAUCUGAGUAAACUAGUCACCAUGCCCGGUGCAUCAGGUGCAUUUUUGCGGCUUUUACUGGAUCAGUUCUUAUUUGCUCCCACAUUCAUUGGAGUAUUUUUGGCUACGCUGGUAACUCUAGAAGGGAGGCCAUCUCAAGUAAUACCCAAGCUUCAACAGGAGUGGUUUUCUGCUGUUCUAGCAAACUGGCAACUAUGGAUACCUUUUCAGUUUCUCAACUUUAGAUUCGUCCCACAACAAUUCCAGGUUCUUGCUGCUAAUGUUAUAUCUUUGAUAUGGAAUGUUAUUCUUUCGUAUAAGGCGCAUAAAGAAGUUGUUCAGAAGUAGGCGUGCUUUAUCUGCUGGAAAUGCACACCUGAUUCAACUAGCUUCAUCAUUGUGAAAGAAGUCUUCGGAUUAUCUAGAGCUGCCUUUUUACCUUGGAAAUUCAUCUUUAAGCCAGUUUAGGAGGCUGGAAGCAAGGAUCUCUUCUUCCUCCUGUAACUGAAUUCUAAUUCGUUACUGGGAUAACUGUUGGCUAAUUGUAGAGUGCAUUUUAACAAAGAAUCCCCAGAGGAAGAGAUUGAAAUUAGGGAAUUAUGAAGUUUACAUGAUUUCUGCAGAUUUUGGUUCAAUCAGAUGCCUGAGCUACAACGAACCCCUUCCUAGGGCCGCCCCUAGUGUGCCUGUGACAUUCACCACUUAAAACGUGGAGAGGAGUGAGGUGUCUCAGACUGUUAGUUGUCUGUAACCUUGACCAAGAUUGUACGGCAGCCAACUCGGGGCAGAUAAAACGGGUGUUUCAACUUUCAA